Messenger RNA from Zootermopsis nevadensis, 1129 nucleotides. RefSeq names its product adult-specific cuticular protein ACP-22-like. Gene Ontology annotation, cellular component: extracellular matrix. Lineage: Eukaryota; Metazoa; Arthropoda; Insecta; Blattodea; Termopsidae. The record is from RefSeq and is a predicted model, not a curated record.
UGUGGGGUGUGAAACGUCAACAGUUUUCCACUGAAUACCACUUUGUGAUCAAGUGUUCGCUCCGUUUCAACAUGGCUCAUGUUAAGGUGCUUGUAGCUGUUGCUGUGAUUGCCACCGUGUGGCAAUGUGCUAACGCUGGGGGGCAUCAUGGCGGCGGUGGUCAUGGUUACGCCCACUCAUUCGCCCACUUCCACGGCCCGGUUGUGGGACCUGCAGAACCUGUCCACGUCGGCCAUGGCCACGGUCACGGACAUGCCAUCGACUAUGUGGCUUAUCCCAAGUACGAUUAUUCGUACGGGGUGUCAGACCAUAAGACUGGAGAUUCGCACGGCCAGAAGGAGUCCCGUGACGGUCACAAGGUGACAGGCGAGUACUCCCUGAAGGAACCAGGCGGUAACGUGAGGACCGUCAAGUAUCACGCCGACAAGGACGGCUUCCACGCUCACGUGAUAAACAGCAACGGAAACGACCACUCUGGAGCUCACCAUGGCCAUGGUUAUUAACAACACAGGGUAGCAACUGCACACCACAAGGCAUACUCUGCAUCCGCCAAUGCUCACUCAGAUUUCUUACAAAUGCUGUCCCUUGUUUGUUCUUGUCAUGACGUCUUUGUAUCUUACGGCGUACCAUCCCGUUAUGAACGUGUACAACAGUCAAUACAAUGUAUUAUAUAUCCCAUCUAUUUAUCUACUUUCAUAUAAUUUGAUCUUUCAGCGACACGUUUCCCAGUAGGCUACGUAAUAUAAAACAUGCAUUAAGAUUUGUUACUUUAAUCAAUGGCUCCUUUAAAGAGCUGUUGUAAUACCGUCGUUUUUAAUUUAUCUCAAGAGUUGUAAGAAUGAAAGAUCACUUAAUGUUUAGUACUGACAGCUACGUCGUUUUAAGGCAACAUUUUUCUUGUAGCUCUUGUACUGUGUUAUAAUAUAUUUGAACAUAUAAUGUACUUAAAACACUCAAACGAUAGCUUUAUUGUAAACGGAUAUUGUUGGUUCCUAUUGUUAUUAAUAACAUUUAUGCAUAUGUUGACUGUUUUGCAAAGCUUUUACAUUUCUAUUCUAAUUUUUAAAGUUUGUAUGUGUUAUUGUUCUGAAUGUUAAUAAAAUUUACUCGUUACAGUAACCACUGAAAA